CCGCUGGAUGUCAAAUUGGACAAUUGCUCAAAUAAAGCGGCAAAACACUUAUUUGAAUUUGACACACUCAUUAUUACAUGAAGGACGUCAAUUUAGUCAGGCUCAGCGAAGAGAUUAAAGAGUUUGAGGAAUACUUGGCACCUACCACUUUCGAGACUCGUAGCCGGCAUGAUCUCUUUCAAACGAUCCGAUCCAUUGCGCUUCAAAAUUAUCCAGAAGCAACAGUCGAACCGUUCGGAUCUUUUGAAACGCAAUUACUAUUACCUUCAAGUGAUAUCGACCUGAACAUCUCUACCGACGAUGGCAUUAAGCCCCAAACGAUCCUUAAAAAAAUAUCUAAAUGCCUUAGACAGUAUGGAUAUAUGCAGCCCGUUUUUCGCGCCACGGUGCCUGUUAUCAAAUUUUGUGAAUAUAAGUCGGCACUCAACGCGGAUAUUACGGCGCAAAACAAUGUCAUCAGCUCAAAGCGAACCCUUCAAUGGAUGGAAGAAUACCCAGAGCUUAAACCGCUCUUUUUAGUCCUGAAACAUGCUUUGCUUGGAAUUCGCUUUGAACAUGACCCAAAUUACGAAGUAUUAAGCACAGUCAGGAAUGGUCUCGCUAGCUACGCUUUAAUAUGCUUGAUUACUCAUUAUCUAAAGUAUAAUGGUGAUACUUCUGAAAAGGACGGCAAAGAAGACAAGGACUUUUCAAAGAAGCGACUUGGUAUGCUGUUGAUAGGAUUCUUGAAAUUCUACUCGACCUUUGAUUUCGACACGAAAGGCUUGACAUUCUAUACCUCGGAAGGAUACUUUGACAGGCGUGAUGGCGCUUUCGAUCCCAAAUGUUUGAAUGGCACCAUUGCUAUCGAAAAUCCCGACGAUCCUAGUGCCAAUGUUGCUCGUGCUACAAGAACAGCCAAGCAAUUCCAGGCUGCUCUUGGAUGGAUGCAUGUCCAGUUGAACACACGCAUUGAAUCUGACACGUUUCAACGCUCAUUGCUCGAAAAAGUUAUACUUGUAGAAUCUCACCCAUCAAAUACUCCUCGUAAGAAUCUGACAAAGUAUCAGUUUCCGCUGAAGUAUUUGAGUGUGGAAGAUUUGGGUGCCAGCAACUUACCAUCAGUCGAUCCGUACCUAUUUGCGAAUAACGCAGCCAGGAAGAGAAAGCAAUCCUAUAUUGAUCGUGAUGAUGGUGAUAAUAUAGGCAGGAGCAGCAACGAGAAUAGUCGACCAAAGAAAAGAAAGAAGGAAAAGCGGGGACAAUCUCACUCUCAGGAAAGGGGAAAUGGACGGCGAUUCAAAAGAUCAAGAUAGAGAAUGAGAGAACGAUUGCUAGGGCGCGAAAGCCAAGCCUAUCGUCAUCAUCUUCUUUAUCGUAAUUCUCCCACAUAAACAAAAAAGAUAGAUCUGUAUAUAGGAUCUGUAUGGUACAAGUAAAAAAAGAAAUAGCU
Messenger RNA from Zychaea mexicana, 1432 nucleotides. RefSeq lists its product as uncharacterized. The transcript has 7 exons. Lineage: Eukaryota; Fungi; Mucoromycota; Mucoromycetes; Mucorales; Lichtheimiaceae. Gene Ontology annotation, molecular function: mRNA binding; poly(A) RNA polymerase activity. Gene Ontology annotation, cellular component: TRAMP complex; nucleolus. The coding region runs from base 78 to 1295 and encodes 405 amino acids. Gene Ontology annotation, biological process: RNA 3'-end processing. The record is from RefSeq and is a predicted model, not a curated record.